Triticum turgidum subsp. durum (durum wheat) is the source of this 951-nucleotide messenger RNA. The record is from the annotation of a GenBank genome assembly. Lineage: Eukaryota; Viridiplantae; Streptophyta; Magnoliopsida; Poales; Poaceae.
AUGGAGCGUGACCGAGAGGACGCCGCUCUCCGGGCUCUUGAGCUUGCCGGCAUCUGCCGCGAGACCGUCCGCGUCAUCCGCUCCAGCCGUCCGGGCUUCUCCUUCAUGGUCAGCAUGGUGAUCACGCUCUCCGUGUCCUUGCUCGCCCACGUCGCCAUCGCUCGCGCCCUCUAUAGGCUCCUCUCCGACGGUGUCGCCUCCUCCGACGCUGGCGCCGGCCUCGUCCGUUUCGCCACGAACUGGGAACUCUUCUUCCUCGAUGAGGCGGCCUGCCUCCUCGCCAUCCUCGUCCAGUCGCUCGGCUCCGCCGCCUUCUGCAUCUUCUCCGUCGCCCCGCGCUAUGGCGUAACCGACGAUCCCGACGCCCGCUCAAUCGCGCGCGACCUCCGCGCCGUCCCCGGGUUCCUCGCCAGGUACGUCGUGUCUGUGUUCCGGGGCAACUCUCUCUGCACCGCGGGCCUGGUCUGGACCGGCCCCAAGGUUGCCUGGCGCCUCGUGGCCACCUGCCUCGGCGCCUUCCUCCACCUCGUCGGCUACACCACCCUCUUCGGUGCCGCCGCCUGGAUCACGCGCCCUUACCUCCUCACCGCUGCUCCGGGUGAAGAGAGCAGCGCGCAGCUGUCGCGGGCGAUGCUGCUGCUGAUCGGCGCCGGGUACCUCGCCGGAGCGGCGGCGGCGCGCAUCGGCACGGUGUGGCGCGUCGCAUGCGUAAUGUCGGUGCUGGUCGUACAGCUUGCUUUGGGGGUGUUGGUGGUGGACAACAGGAUGGGCCUCGGCGUCUUGCACCGGGUGGCCGCGGGGGUGGUGAUGGCGGUGGCGCUGUGGGCGGCGGUGAUGGCGGGCCUGGUGGCGCAGGUGGUGGUGUUCUUCGUGUGCAAGGGCAGCAGUGACGGAGCGGGAGCGCCCAGCAACCGCGAGAGCUUCGACGGCGUGGCGGCGAACAGCGACUAA